ACAUGUGAGAUCAGAGAUAAAACAGUGACCCGUCCCGGGAGCAGCCGGAAAAGGGACCUGGGCAGCGGAAGUCUGGUGCUGACGGUUGAGUGUCCUCCAGGCCUCACCUGUGGGGAUCCGACUUGCGCUCGAAGCCAGCGCCUUCGGGGACAUGGCGGCCAUCAGGCCCGGCCUCGGCCGAGUCCUGCCUGGGUCCUCUGUCCUGUUCCUGUGCGACAUGCAGGAAAAGUUCCGCCACAACAUCGCCUACUUCCCGGAGAUCGUCUCGGUGGCCGCCCGCAUGCUCAAGGUGGCCCGGCUGCUGGAGGUGCCAGUUAUGCUGACGGAGCAGUACCCAAAAGGCCUGGGCCCCACAGUGCCAGAGCUAGGGGCCGAGGGGCUGCAGCCUCUGCCCAAGACCUGCUUCAGCAUGGUGCCAGCGCUGCAGCAGGAGCUGGAUGCCCGGCCCCAGCUGCGCUCUGUGCUGCUCUGUGGCAUCGAGGCGCAGGCCUGCAUCCUGAACACGGCCCUGGACCUCCUGGACCGGGGGCUGCAGGUCCACGUGGUGGUGGACGCCUGUUCCUCCCGCAGCCAGGUGGACCGGCUGGUGGCGCUGUCCCGGAUGCGCCAGAGUGGUGCCUUCCUCUCCACCAGCGAGGGACUCAUUCUGCAGCUUGUGGGUGACGCCGCGCACCCCCAGUUCAAGGAGAUCCAAAAGGUUAUCAAGGACCCCGCCCCAGACAGCGGGCUCCUGGGCCUCUUCCAAGGCCAGAACCCCAUCUUCAGAUAACCUCCUGGCCCUGCCUUGAAGAGAGACCGCCCUCCUCGUGUCAUCCAGACUUCGUUGGAAGCGCUUUCCCCCCAUCCCUGGAUCUCAGGAGUGGUGCAGUCCACUGGGAGUACCGCCCCCUUGGGGAGGGAGGCGGGGCACCGCCUUCCCAUUGGGCGCUUCCUCCAGGAAAUGCAAAUGAGACUCCUGGAAGCUAGAAUGGAAUUGGUGGAGCAGAGCUGGAGGCGGAGCUCGGCCCCGGGCCACUUCACAGGGCGGGAAGGGGAGGGGGAGAGAAUGUCACCGACUGUGUGGGACCGAGACUCGCAGAAUAAACAUUUAUGUGGC
Molecule: messenger RNA, 1096 nt
Organism: Trichechus manatus latirostris (Florida manatee)
Lineage: Eukaryota; Metazoa; Chordata; Mammalia; Sirenia; Trichechidae
Gene: ISOC2
Product: isochorismatase domain containing 2
Exons: 6
Coding region: 152-769 (205 amino acids)
Cellular component (GO): cytoplasm
Source: RefSeq, a predicted model, not a curated record